AUGGCCCUGCGCUACCCCAUGACCGUGGGCCUCAACAAGGGCCACAAAGUGACGAAGAACGUUAACAAGCCGAGGAACAGCCGGCGCCGAGGGCGCCUCACCAAGCACACCAAGUUCGUGCGGGACAUGAUCAGGAAGGUGUGUGGCUUCGCGCCCUAUGAGCGGCGCGCCACGGAGCUGUUCAAGGUGUCCAAGGACAAGCGAACGCUCAAGUUCAUCAAGAAGCGGGUGGGCACGCACAUCCGGGCCAAGAGGAAGCGGGAGGAGCUUAGCAACGUGCUGGCAGCCGUGAGGAAGAAGGACUGA
Molecule: messenger RNA, 306 nt
Organism: Acomys russatus (golden spiny mouse)
Lineage: Eukaryota; Metazoa; Chordata; Mammalia; Rodentia; Muridae
Product: 60S ribosomal protein L36-like
Exons: 1
Coding region: 1-306 (101 amino acids)
Biological process (GO): cytoplasmic translation
Cellular component (GO): ribosome; cytosolic large ribosomal subunit
Molecular function (GO): structural constituent of ribosome
Source: RefSeq, a predicted model, not a curated record